Molecule: messenger RNA, 2001 nt
Organism: Amaranthus tricolor (Joseph's coat)
Lineage: Eukaryota; Viridiplantae; Streptophyta; Magnoliopsida; Caryophyllales; Amaranthaceae
Product: glycosyltransferase BC10-like
Exons: 2
Coding region: 543-1691 (382 amino acids)
Cellular component (GO): membrane
Molecular function (GO): glycosyltransferase activity
Source: RefSeq, a predicted model, not a curated record
CCUGCAUACUGCUUUCCUACUUCCUAGUCAUUAUCGUAAUUCGUUAAUCUCCUAAUCAUUCCUUAUCCUAUAAUUCCCCUUUCCUGAUUCUCUAUUUACCGGAUUUCUUUCCUUCUUACUCAUUUCACCACUCUGUUGACUACCCAUUAUUACUUAUUAGCCGGCGUAAUUAUACAUUUACUUCCGAUUAUCCUUGAUCCUAAUUAGAAUUUACCCUUUCCUGUUUUUUCUAAUAUUAAUUUAUUUGGCAGUUUUAUUACUCAACAAAUCAGCUCCAAUAAUUUAUCUUUAAAUUCCUAUGCUUCCUGGAAACAGAGAUUUCUAGAAAUCGACACCUUAAUUUCUUACAGAUCUGACUUCGUUUUUGAUGCUACACAUGUUGCUUUCUUAAUGGACAGUGAGUUUUUUUAGUGCCCAUUUCAAGUUUAAUCCUUAAUUGAGCCAAAAGGUUGUUCAAUGUUUGAUCUUAGCAAUGUGAAGAAUACCCAGAAAAGUUUUUGAAAUUGGGUGUAUUUUGAAGUAUAGAAGCUACUUAAUACAAGAUGCAAACAAGGGUUAUGACAUUAGAAGAAGGAAAAGACCCUGGUUCUGUGCCUAGAACAAGGGUUUUGCCAGUAAGAUUACUAAUGGUAUUUUUGAUGUUGUUGAUUAUUUUUGUACUUUUUUCAUUCAUUAAUCUUCGUACAUUUAAAAGAUUUGGGUUUGAUAGUGUAGUGAGAGUAGUUAGACCUGGUUUUGAGCAAUGUAUUGAAGAAUCAAGUGGUUUAGAUGAGUGGAUUAAACCUCCAUCUAAUUUGAUGCAUAGAAUGAGUGAUGAAGAGCUCUUUUGGAGAGCUACAUUGGUACCUAGAAUUAAGAGUUACCCUUUUACUAGAAACCCUAAAAUUGCAUUUAUGUUCUUGACUAAAGGUCCAUUGCCAUUAGCACCUCUUUGGGAGAGGUUCUUUAAGGGAUACCAUGGGCUGUUUUCGAUCUAUGUUCAUGCUUUGCCAUCAUACAAUGAGGAAUUUCCUCCCACAUCAGUUUUCUACAGAAGGCAUAUACCUAGCCAAGUGGCAGCAUGGGGCAAGAUGAGCAUAUGUGAUGCUGAAAGAAGGCUCCUUGCAAAUGCAUUGCUCGAUAUCUCAAACGAGUGGUUUGUACUCCUUUCAGAAUCUUGUAUUCCACUUUACAAUUUCAGCACGAUACAAAAUUACAUAAUGAGAUCCAAAUAUAGCUUCAUUGGCGCAUUUGAUGACACUGGACCUUACGGAAGAGGGCGAUAUAAUUUGAACAUGGCCCCCGAGAUCAACAUAACCGAGUGGCGCAAAGGAUCUCAAUGGUUUGAAAUCGAUAGAAGGCUGGCAGUUACAAUCGUCGAAGACACCACCUUUUACCCCAAAUUUGAAGCAUUCUGUAAGCCUCAUUGUUAUGUAGAUGAGCACUAUUUUCCCACCAUGCUCACAAUCCGAGCAGCAAAUAGUUUGGCAAACCGAAGCAUCACUUGGGUAGAUUGGUCGAGAGGCGGGUCCCAUCCUGCUACUUUUGGGAGAGGUGACAUCACGUUGGAAUUCAUCGACAAGAUCAGAAAGAGCAAGAGUUGCGACUACAAUGGUAAAAUUUCUACCAGAUGUGAUCUCUUUGCUAGGAAAUUUGCCCCGAGCGCCUUGGAGCGGUUGUUACAAGUAGCACCAGAAGCUUUUGGAUUCUGAUGAUGUGUUUUGCAAUUACACCCAUUAGUUUUUAAUAGGAUUACACAAGUUUUAAACUGCAGCUUGCAGUUUUUUCUUUGGCCUACUCCAUUUACACAUUAGUUAUGUUGUAAAGAGAAAUAGAGGUUUGUACUGUGUAGUGUAGAUAUUAGUAUUAAACUUCUGUUGGGUAUAAUAUAGUAUUUUGAUGAGGCUUAGAUUCUUUUAACACAUUGGUACUUAUACAUAAGAAUUGAUAUUGUUUUGCUGAGUUAUUGAGGAAAAUUUGAAACAAAUAAGUAUUUUUAACAAAAGAAAUAAAAAGUUAGGU